AUGCACUUUUACUGCUCGUAUCGUCGAAAAUCAAGAGAAGAACAACGUCUAGAUGAACAAUUGAAAGCAAAUGCAAGAAAAAUUUUAGAUAAUCUAUCUUUGGUGAAGCUUGAUAAUGUUGAUGGUGAAGAUGAAACAUGCUCUAUUUGUUUGAACGAUAUGAAAAAAGAUGAUAAUGUGAGAAAAUUAGAUUGUGGUCAUAUAUUUCAUCCAUUAUGCGUUGAUCCAUGGCUAUUAGACCAUCGUUGUUGUCCUCUAUGUAACUAUAAUAUUUUAACAAUUCGACAAGUACCAACGGUAUCAGCUAAUACAACAGCUUCUAAUACGAAUCAACAAGUAGCAGUCGGAUCAAUAAAUCCAACGUUUAGACAUGAUGAAAACACGCCAUUGUAA
Molecule: messenger RNA, 393 nt
Organism: Didymodactylos carnosus
Lineage: Eukaryota; Metazoa; Rotifera; Eurotatoria; Philodinida; Philodinidae
Source: the annotation of a GenBank genome assembly